Molecule: messenger RNA, 2248 nt
Organism: Musa acuminata subsp. malaccensis (wild Malaysian banana)
Lineage: Eukaryota; Viridiplantae; Streptophyta; Magnoliopsida; Zingiberales; Musaceae
Source: RefSeq, a predicted model, not a curated record
UAUAAAGGCAGCGCCCCACCAACACAGAGAAACCAAGAAAUCUUCUUGCAAACCCUUUCUUUCUUCUUCCUCUUCUUCUCCUUCGCCUUCUCCUACUGCUUUAUCGUGAGCUGAGGGCGCUACAGAGGGCCUUUCCUACGCAGCGGCCAAGGCGAGACAAGACGGCGACAGAGAGAUCGACUAAAACCCUUGAUUCCUCUUAGGCCGCUGUCGCUGCUUCUACUGCCACAACUAUUUCCUUUGCCUUUCGGGCUGAGAAGCCUCGUCGACGAGGCAAGAAGAGAUACGAUCGAUGGCACAAGAGUGUCUGCAAGAAAAGGCGUCUCUUCUGCAGACGCAGCAGCAGCACCAGAAGACAGGUUCUACGGCUAAACUAAUCCGCAAAUUGAAAGCGGCUGCGAAGAAAAAAAGUGAGAUAACACGAAGAGCCUUCCUGAAACUUGGGAAUCAACUGGUUGACAGUUUGGAUCAUCUUCCUAGGUCCAUUCCCUUACAAAUGCUUCCUUCUAAGAUUCUGCCGAAGACACAGCUCUCCAAAUUGAGAAAGAAUUUAGUGGUUCCUGCUGAUGACAUUGUAACAAAUAAAGGAUAUGAGAAAGUUGUUCGGCAGAAAGAUCCUGUCGCCGUCAAGUCAUCUACUGAUUCCACUGUGGAUGAGGAAAUCUCUCACACCACCUCGGAUGUCUCUGGGCUUAGCAAUGAUACGGAGGAUCCGGAUCAUGUUAUUGAUGCAUUGGAUGGUGACAGCGAAUUGGCUAUUGUGGAAUAUGUGGAUGAUAUCUAUAACUUUUACAAACUUGGUGAGAAAUGUGGAAGACCUCGGAAAUAUAUGGACUUCCAGUUUGAGAUCAAGGAAGAGAUGAGAUCUACUUUGGCUGACAGGCUGAUCGACGAGUUCCACUGCUAUGAAUUAAUACCUGAGACUUUGUAUCUCACAUUUUAUAUAGUUGAUCAGUAUCUGUCAAGGGAGGAAGUGAUGGAGACUGACUUAAUGCUUGUGGGAGUGGGUGCUAUGCUCAUUGCAUCUAAAUAUGAAGAUCCAUUGCCUCUUGGGAUUGAAGACUGCAUUGACAUCACACAUGGUGCAUUUAGCAAGGAACAAAUAUUGUCCAAGGAGAAAGCAAUUCUAGAAACACUCGAAUGGAACAUUACUGUUCCGACGCAAUAUGUAUUUCUUGCGUAUUUCCUGAAGGCAGCCAUGUCUGACAAGGAGAUGGAGGACAUGGUCCUCUUCUUUUCCGAGUUAGGACUGAUGCCGUAUUCAUUGAUCACUUAUUUGCCAUCCUUGGUUGCUGCCUCUGCUGUCUAUGCAGCAAGGUGCACCCUUAAGAAGACCCCACGUUGGACAGAAAUGCUCGUGGAGUAUACAGGUUACUCAGAGCAACAGUUACUCGAAUGUGCACGCGAGCUGGUUAGCCUUCACUCGUCAGCAGCAGAGGGUAAGUUGAUGGCGGUUUACGAGACAUACUCAGACGCAGAAUUUGGAGCCGUUGCGUUGUAUCCUCCUGCCACGGAACUACUACAGUCGAAGAAGUCUGCUUCAUCAUGAGCUCCGAAGACAUGGAUCGAGGGGGCAUCCGAUAGUUGCUUUACGAUAACAAGAUGUAGAUCCUGCAUAACUUGUUGAACUGUGGACAAAAUAAGAGGAGAAUGGCUUUGGACAAAUUCUUCCUAUUGAUAUUAUUGUAUAAGUUGUUAGGUUCUCCCCAGUACUUUUUUUUUUUUUUGGUAUAUAUAUUCCUUGUUUUGUGUCAGUUUCUUUGUUACCCUAAAAUAGGACCAUCACAGUUGCUUAGCAUUGUAAAUCUUAACUAUAAAUCUUUGCCAUGUUUGAUAGCAUUCUGAUGCUACCUACUUACUAAACUGGAAGAAUUUGUGCAGGAGAGGUUACUUUAGUUGAUAAUCCCUCUGUGACAAAUGUCGUCCUAUCAUUGCUUAGCUAUCUUUGGUGAGAUUUCUUGUUUAUUUGGUGAUCUCUGUCAAAUUAAAACUUUUGGUAAUUAAUUGAAAAAAAUUCCAAUCCGAUUUUUUUCCCAUGAAAUAAGCCCCCUUUUUAACUGUGGAAAAACUUUUGUUUUUAAAAGUGUCUAAAUUGCUUCAUUUACAAAGUUGAAGCACUGUUACUGAGGUAGCCCAGCCAGACACUAAUUAGCUUCGAAGCUUACUGACCAAAUCUUUACCAGGAACCAAUAAAUCAUACAUAUUAAGUAAGAUCCAGCUCGGAAAUUGUCAUUGGCAAAAACUAAAC